CCCAGGUCCCUGGCAUCCUCAGCACACACCCCCACUCUCCCAGGGAUGCAAAUUUCCGCCAAAUCCCCCCGGCCCCAGGGCCGGCUCUGAGUGGGCUUCUCCCAUGCAAAGCAGAGGCCCACGGGAGGCCGGCAGGUCCCAGCCCACCUGGUUUGGUUACUGUCUGCGACCAAGAGCUGGGAGUGCGCCUCAAGUGGGAGGGUACGAGGGCUAGGGGGUCCCAGGGCCCUCCUGCACUGUGUGCCCAGUGCUGCUCUCUCCCAGGGCAGGGUCCCAUCCCCCUCCAAUCCAGAGCUGGACCCUGGUACGCUGGGGGCAGGCGGCACAGAGCUAAGGGUGGAAAGUUCUGCGGCAGCUAACUAGCCCCACGGGGGAGGGGGCCUGUGGGGCCUCAUUAGCCAGGCCUCUCGGGACUGUGCUCUGGCCCUGGCCCUGGUGACCUGCCCGAGCAGUGGUAGGACUUCCUCCCUCGCUUGGUCCAGGGGACUCAGGUCAGUGGGGAGGGGACAGCGGGGGCAGUGGCUUCAGCCCCUGGUGCUGCUGCUUCCUGCCCUGCCCCCAGCCGCAGGCUGGCCACUUCCGAAGCCCCCGACGCCAUGGAGGAGUGGGACGUGCCCCAGAUGAAGAAAGAGGUGGAGAGCCUCAAGUACCAGCUGGCCUUCAAGAGGGAGAUGUCCUCCAAGACCAUCCCCGAGCUCCUCAAGUGGAUCGAGGAUGGGAUCCCCAAGGACCCUUUCCUGAACCCCGACCUGAUGAAGAACAACCCCUGGGUGGAGAAGGGCAAGUGCGCCAUCCUGUGAGCCCCGCCCGGCCCGACUGAGACUGUUG
Lemur catta (Ring-tailed lemur) is the source of this 828-nucleotide messenger RNA. It is a transcript of the gene GNG13, whose product is annotated as G protein subunit gamma 13. Gene Ontology annotation, cellular component: heterotrimeric G-protein complex. The record is from RefSeq and is a predicted model, not a curated record. Gene Ontology annotation, biological process: phospholipase C-activating G protein-coupled receptor signaling pathway; sensory perception of taste. NCBI's taxonomy places the organism in Eukaryota, Metazoa, Chordata, Mammalia, Primates, Lemuridae. Bases 597 to 800 code for a protein of 67 amino acids. The transcript has 2 exons. Gene Ontology annotation, molecular function: G-protein beta-subunit binding.